This is a messenger RNA of Sorex fumeus (smoky shrew), 1182 nucleotides long. Its product is annotated as apolipoprotein L2-like. The record is from RefSeq and is a predicted model, not a curated record. The transcript has 5 exons. Gene Ontology annotation, biological process: lipoprotein metabolic process; lipid transport. Bases 1 to 1182 code for a protein of 393 amino acids. NCBI's taxonomy places the organism in Eukaryota, Metazoa, Chordata, Mammalia, Eulipotyphla, Soricidae. Gene Ontology annotation, molecular function: lipid binding. Gene Ontology annotation, cellular component: extracellular region; membrane.
AUGGCUCGUGAGGAGGUUCUGGAAGGAGAUACCCUCACAGAUGUCAAGGACCUGGGGGAAGAUCCAGUCAGAGAACAGGAACUGAAUACCUGUGUUCAUGAUUCUGCAGAUUCUCACCCUCAGCACUCCGUAUUCAGCUUCAGCACCGAGAUGCAGAGCUCACUUACAGAGGCAGCCUGGUGUUCGUGGGAUGCCCUGAUCAGGAUGCAGGAUGGGCCCCAGGCAGUGGCCCUGAACAGCAACUUCAUUGGACAUUCCAUUGACUAUAUCCCGAACAUGAUGACUAAUGUGGAUCUACUAGUCCUGCUGUGUGAGCAUGAAAUCUGGAAGGAACUUGUGUGUGAGGCAGAGUUCACCAGGGAAGAGGCAGAGGCCGCCCGGGAAGGUCUGAGGAAGCAGGCAAUACUCAGGCUCAUGGAAAUCAAAGCAAUACUGCAACAAGAGCAAGGCCAUGAGGGGAAUAUUUGGAAGGCAUUUCCUGAGGUGAAAGUGAAACUUGGCAAACGCAUAGAACAGCUCCGAGAACUAGCAGACAGGGUUGACCAGGUCCACAAGGCCUGUACCAUCUCCAAUAUGGUAGCCAACUCCACUGGCCUUGUGUCUGGCCUCCUGACCAUUGCGGGCAUAGGCCUGAUCCCUGUGACAGGAGGGGUGAGUGUGGGACUCUCAACAUCUGCAAUGGGCUUAGGUGUCGGGUCUGCUGUCGCUGCUGGGUUCACCAGCAUAGUGGAACACAGAAAAAAGUUGUCGAUCGAAGUUGAAGCCAAAAUCGUGCCAACACUUGGGAUGGAACAAGUGAAAGAACUUGCCAAAGGAGUUGCAAAUGACAGCAAACAAAGAUUUUCUUCUGUGGGAGUUACUUACAAAAUAUUGAGACGUGUUGUGAAGCAUGCCCGUGCUAUGAAUAAUUCAAAUUUAGCAAAUACAAGCUCAAUCCUCAGUAAUAAUCUUGUCCAGAAAGUGCUCGGAAACACUGCGAAGACAAUGACCAAGAAGGCCUUGGUUGCAGGUGUGGCCAGCACGGGCUUAUCUGUUCUCUGUGAUGCCUACAGUCUCGUGCAAGACUCAAAGGAGUUAUGGGAGGGAGCAAAGACCAAGUCAGCUGAGAAGAUGAGGCAAAGGGCCAACGAGUUGGAAAAGGUGUUGGAGGAACUCAACAAGUUUCAUGAGAGCCAGCAGUAG